Molecule: messenger RNA, 2524 nt
Organism: Gekko japonicus
Lineage: Eukaryota; Metazoa; Chordata; Lepidosauria; Squamata; Gekkonidae
Gene: CD58
Product: CD58 molecule
Exons: 7
Coding region: 47-952 (301 amino acids)
Source: RefSeq, a predicted model, not a curated record
GAGGACGCGCAGCAGCCUGGCGCGGGGAGCAGGCAGCCGGGGGGCCAUGCGGAAGGACGGCGGGGGGCUGGCGGCGGCGGCCGCGCUCUGCACUCUGUCGGUUUGUCUCGGCUGUCUGCAGAAGCCACCUUUGGAAAGGUUUGGUGUCGUUGGAGGAGCCGUCACGCUGGAGCCAGAAUUGAAUGCUAGAACCAACCUGUCAGAUAUCUCCUGGAAGAGAGGCAAGGAUUCAGUGGCCGAAUGGGAUGCGGCCCACUGGUUUGCCUCUGGCCUCAAGGGCAGAGCGGAGCUAGAUUCAGCUACGGGCCGCCUGACUCUCAUUAAACUGCAACAGAACGAUUCUGGCGAAUACACAGCAGACAUUCUAGUGGGAGGCAAAAUCCAGUGCACCCUCUUCUCUCUACAGGUUCUAGAGCCUCCCGAACCACCUCUGUUAAAUUGCACAGCUGUUGGUGAUCGCAUCCAGGUACGCUGUGAACCAGAUGACCAGUAUGUGGCUGCAAACAUAAGCCAGACAUACAAGUGGAAAUACCAGAAAAGCAACAAAGAGAUUCCGGGAAACAGUUCCGAAAUCUGGCUUGAGAAGGAUGCAGACUUUUCGGAGAACAUCACAUGCGUCAUCCACGUCUUAGAUGCAAACACCAGCUCGUCCAUCAGACUGAGGGACUGUACCCCAACAGGAGCUGUUUCGCAAAGAAGAGGCAGGGCACCGUUAUUUACUGCAUUUGCGAUAGUCUUAACUGCAUGGAUGGUGUUUUUCCUGUGGAAAAUAGGUUGCUUCAACCUCAAAAGGAAAGGGAAGUUCAACCUCAAAAGGAAAAGGAAGUCUCAAGAAUGUAAAGAUGGGACUGACGCUACUGAGGUAACUCCAGAAGUAGAGUGUCUCCGUGAAGAAUGUCCUGAGAACUUGGGAGAGGACAGCAGCAAAGGCCCUGCUGAUCCUGGCACCUGAACACUGAAAUGAGGGAGAGCACUCCAGAAAUGAGGGAGCCCAGUUUGCUCUCCCUUACAGCGUUUACCUGCCCUAAUUUAUUGAAGGACUUUCUUGGACGAGGAGAGAACUUUGGGUGUGUGGUUGAGAAGUGACAGCUCAAAAGGACUUGCGGGGGGGGGGGGGUUUUUUGCACUGAAGCUUCAGGAGACGGGCAGCUGUUUUCUUGAAAGACUCCUUUUGUAUUGAAUGCUGUCUUUUCCCCAACACUCUGGAGCAUGGGAGGGAUGUACAAGAUACAGCCCCCACCCUCAUCUGGGAACCAUGCGAUGCUUCUCUGUCCGCUGCCGCAUCACCGACUCCUGAGCAACACCCCCUUCCAUUGCAGGCCCCGCCCAGGAAUCGCUCUUCGUCCUGCAGAUGAGCAUUGCAUCCCUUUACUCAGGCACUUUCGAUAUGUCCUGUGCAAUUCUGCACAGGUUUGCGAGGAGUAAAAGGAGGCUUACUUCUGGGCAAACAGGCACACGGGGAGUACACUUGUCCUGGUUUUUAGGACAGGACCUUUGUGAAAGGCAGUGGAUGAUGCUCAGUUGCAGGAACAUUUUCUCCCAAUUUUUUGCUUUGCCCUAAAGAACUUGUAUGUCACUGUAGUGGCAGUUGGAAGCCCGCCCAAGGGUGGGGCCUGGUGCUGUCUCGAGACGGGGCCUGAUGCAGCCAGCUUAGCUUCAGUCCAGUCUUCCUCAGGUCACUGUUGGGAGUCGCGCAUCCGAGAAGCAACGUCUCGCCGGCUUUUAAUGACGCUUCCAGAAUCAACCAAAACGGCGCAGUUCAGAAUCCCCGGAGAAGCUCUUCUGUUUCGUCUCUACCUGUGCCAAAAGGUUCCACGCACAGCUUGGGACCUCCAGCUUUUGGACAAAAACAUCUACUUGCUAUAGUAUUUAUAAGGAUUCGCGUAUUGGAGGAACCACGAAGUGUGUCCUGGGCAAAACAGCUGGUGUGGUGAACACCUUUUCUUUGGGAGCUCCGAGAAAUCUCACAGUCCUGCCCUUGUCAUAAUGCCAAAUUCUGAAGAGUCUCGUUCUGCUUUGAAGGCCAAGGAUAAGUUACUAGUUCUCAGGGGUAUGAAGAGAAGCUGAAGGUGUGUUACUACUGCUCUGGUGCCAAGGAGAGAGGCCAGCCGAUGGUUUCAACUUGACUGAACCCUUGUCUCUCACCACACUUCCCUUGUCCCCAAUGUCAGUGCGUUGGCUGCUGUGUGUUUCCAGGCAUGUUAACCUCCCAUCUCUGCCCGCCGUACCUGAUCCCUGCCCUUUAAGACAACCCAGAAGCGGCAACUGGUCCAGAAUGUAGCAGCCUGACUAUUUGUCAGGGUACGAGCCACCAGAAGAAUAUGCUGUCAAUCUUGAAACAGCAGAAGGGAGUAUAAACGCUAUGUAGCCCUAAGCUGCUCUGAAAUAGAAACUUUGUUAUACUAACAAAUGUGUAAAGACCAAACCAGAAUGACAACAAUAACUCUUACAAUGUUACAACCGGGGUCAUUUCCUAGAAAAAGAGGUGCAAGAGCUUAUUUGCAUAACUCAUUUGCAUAUGCCA